AUGGGGAAUGCCAUUGCACAUGUUUUUCCAAAUUCUGGUCAUCGGCUUUGCUCUUGGCACAUUGGGAGAAAUUCAAUGAAGUAUUUAGUAGAUUUGAAGAGCAAAGAUGGCUUUAUGAGGGAUUACACUAACUGGUUGCAUCUUAGUGAAUCGAUUGAAGCAUUCGAGGAUAGAUGGGGUGAACUUAAGGCAACAUACAACAUUGAUGAUAAACAUUGGUUGAGUAGGAUGUAUGAAAUUCGGAGCAAAUGGGUUUCUCUGUAUUGGCAAGAUACAUUUACAGCAGGAAUGACCACUACACAACGUAGUGAAAGUAUCAACUCAUUUUUUGAUGGCUUUGUUAAUGCACAAACCCCACUGGAUGAGUUUGUUAUGCAGUAUGACAAGGCUUUGUUAGCUCGAAGAAAUGUUGAAGAAAGCGAAGACUUCAAGACUUUGAAUUCUAUAGCUAACUUUUAUACGGGUCAUCCAAUUGAGAGACAUGUAGGAGAAGUGUAUACAAGAGCUGUGUUUGAUACUUUUCAGGCAGAAUUGCCAGAAAGUGAUAGCAUGCUUGCUGAACGCAUUCGAUAUGGGUCCGAUAAUGCUAAAUAUGCAAUUUGCAAUCAUGUUGUUGUAUUUGGAAAAAACUGUACUGAAGAUGGGGAACCUUAUGCAACGUGCUCGUACAUGUAUGAGAAAAUUAUGCCUAAGCUAAAUGACAUAUUUGAAAUGGUUACUGAAAAGUCAAAUGCACCAGAGCAUUCAUUAAGCACCAAGCAAAAUGAGGAAAAUCAAGAGGUUAUUGGUUCAUGUUCUUUGCCUACCUUCUCGUGUGAUAAUGAUGUUUAUGGAGAACUUGUCAUGCCUAAAAACUGA
Molecule: messenger RNA, 858 nt
Organism: Dioscorea cayenensis subsp. rotundata (Guinea yam)
Lineage: Eukaryota; Viridiplantae; Streptophyta; Magnoliopsida; Dioscoreales; Dioscoreaceae
Product: protein FAR1-RELATED SEQUENCE 5-like
Exons: 2
Coding region: 1-858 (285 amino acids)
Biological process (GO): regulation of DNA-templated transcription
Source: RefSeq, a predicted model, not a curated record